UCUCUCUCUCUGUCUCUCUCUCUCUCCCCUCUCUCUCUCCUCACCCACACGUCUCAGGUGUGUUGUCAGAGUGUCUGGAUGUCGUUCAGCACAUUUAUCACCACCAUCAUCUGGACGAACGAGCAGCAGCCCGACAACCCGCCAACCUGUGUGUUGUCAGAGUGUCUGGAUGUCGUUCAGCACAUUUAUCACCACCAUCAUCUGGACGAACGAGCAGCAGCCCGACAACCCGCCAACCUCUGGACGUGACGAUGGAGGGCUCAGACUAUGACUAUGACAGCUUGCUCAACCAAUCAGAUUUCGACUAUAACGGGACUGAUUAUUCAUAUGGCAAUGAACCGUGCUCUCACCAGACCAACCAUUGGGUGGAGCGUGUGAUUGUUCCAUACAUCCACUCCAUCAUCUGCAUCCUGGGCCUCGUGGGGAACAUCCUGGUGAUCGUCACCUACGCCUUCUACAAGAGGACCAAGUCCAUGACGGACAUCUACCUGCUGAACGUGGCCGUCGCCGACCUGCUGUUCGUGGCGUCGCUGCCUCUGAUUGUCUACAGCGAGCUGUCGCCGUGGUCCCUGGGGCCCGUGGCGUGCAAGCUGCUGCGCGGCUCCUACAGCGUCAACCUGUACAGCGGCAUGCUGCUGCUCGCCUGCAUCAGCACCGACCGCUACAUCGCCAUCGUCCAGGCGCGCCGCAGCUUCAGACUGCGCUCGCUGCGGUACAGCCGCCUCAUCUGCGCCACCGUCUGGGUCGCCGCCUUCCUGCUGUCCGUCCCGUCCUUCUACUUUUACACCUCGUACGAGCCAUCCCACAGCAGGUACACCUUCCUGUUAGAGGAGGACCCGAUCCAGAACCUCGAGCCGCCUCACUACGUCUGUGAGUUCAAGUUCCUGGACACUGCCACGGCGUGGAAGACCAAGGUGGCGGUCCCCAGCACGCAGCUCGCCGUGGGCUUCUUCCUGCCGCUGCUCGUCAUGCUCUUCUGCUACACCGCCGUCAUCGUCACGCUGCUCAAGGCCAAAAACUUCCAGCGGCACAAGGCGGUGCGGGUGGUGAUGGUGGUGGUGGUGGUGUUCGUCACGUGUCAUCUCCCGUACAACGUCACGCUGCUCAUCGACACGGUCAACAUGUUCGGAGAGCUGUCGUGUGAAGAGUCGGACGCCUUGCUCACGGCCAACACGCUGACGCAGACCGUCGCCUACCUGCACUGCUGCCUGAACCCCAUCCUGUACGCCUUCGUGGGGGUGAAGUUCAGGACCCACUUCAGGAGGAUCGUGCGGGACCUGUGGUGUCUGGGCAAGAGGUACAUUGCUCCACGCCGCUUCUCCAGGACCACCUCCGAUUACUUCAUGUCCACUCGCCGCACGGUGGACGUAGGCAGCGAGAACGGCUCGUCUUUCACCAUGUGAUGACGGCCGGCGAGUUCCCCUUUGGAUCCGUCUGAUGGGGGGCAGAAACUUUGUAGAACUGGAGGACUGCUGGUCUCUGAAAGUCCAGACCUGCUUUAAGCCCGUCAGUCUGUAAACUCAGGCAGGAGGUCUUCAGAGAACUACAAAUGUCUUUAAGUUCAAAUCUUUGUUGAAGGGAUACUUCACCCGUUGAAACAUGAAUCUGUGUUGACAUUGGGUCAUAUAUGUAGAAAUGUGAAAUACAUUUUG
Molecule: messenger RNA, 1652 nt
Organism: Labrus bergylta (ballan wrasse)
Lineage: Eukaryota; Metazoa; Chordata; Actinopteri; Labriformes; Labridae
Gene: ccr6a
Product: chemokine (C-C motif) receptor 6a
Biological process (GO): G protein-coupled receptor signaling pathway; calcium-mediated signaling; cell chemotaxis
Cellular component (GO): membrane; external side of plasma membrane
Molecular function (GO): C-C chemokine receptor activity; C-C chemokine binding
Source: RefSeq, a predicted model, not a curated record